Molecule: messenger RNA, 1915 nt
Organism: Ceratitis capitata (Mediterranean fruit fly)
Lineage: Eukaryota; Metazoa; Arthropoda; Insecta; Diptera; Tephritidae
Product: myrosinase 1
Exons: 7
Coding region: 145-1680 (511 amino acids)
Biological process (GO): carbohydrate metabolic process
Molecular function (GO): beta-glucosidase activity
Source: RefSeq, a predicted model, not a curated record
UAUGAAUAGUCUGAGCAGGGAGAGGAGCCUCGAAUCGCACAAGGGAGGUAGAAAGAGAUAAGAACACUUGUUGUUUGUUGAUCUGCGCAAUGACCCAAAGUAAUUGCUUGCCAGAUUAAGCUUGCUUUUCUGUUUGCAGUGAUAAUGCAACCGGAGAUGGGGCAGCAGCUUGCACUUGUGCUAUGCCUAUUGAUCGCUUGUGUGGAUUCGCAAUACAUAAGCGGGCCGGAGUCAUGUCAGUUACAGCACAAGGGAAAUAACACCAAAUUUCCGAAGGAAUUUGCCUUCGGUGUGGCAACUGCCGCUUAUCAGAUCGAAGGCGCUUGGAAUGCAGAUGGAAAGGGACCCUCCAUUUGGGACACCUACACACAUAUACAUCCAGAUAGGAUAGCUGACCAUUCAAAUGGCGAUAAUGCUGCAGAGUCUUAUUAUCGUUUCGCACAAGAUUUGGUCGCCUUGAAGGAGUUGAAGGUUGACUUCUAUCGUUUUUCUAUUUCGUGGUCAAGAGUACUUCCAAGAGCAGAUACUACGGUGCAGAACCAAAAGGCCAUUGCCUACUAUAACAUGGUAAUUAACGAGCUAUUGAAGAACAAUAUAGAGCCUAUGGUGACGAUGUAUCACUAUGAUAUGCCGGACGAGCUGACUAAAUUCGGCGGUUUCACCAAUGAAAUAAUGAUUAAGUACUUCCGCUACUAUGCGGACUUCCUAUUUAAGACUUUUGGGGAUCGCGUUAAAAAGUGGAUAACAUUUAAUGAACCGUUCGACUAUUGUAUGCAAGGCUAUGGAAAUGCAGAGUCUCCCCCAAUCGUUCACGCACCAGGUGUGGCAGACUAUUUAUGUAUGGAUAACACGCUUAGGGCACAUGCCAUGGCCUAUCGUCUGUACAAGGCAAAGUAUGCCAGCUCUCAAGGCGGCAAAGUGGGGAUCACUAUUAGCAGUCGCUUUUAUUAUACGUCCACCAAAUAUUUUGGUUCCGACGAAGUUGUGGAUCGAGCAAUGCAAUAUGCGCUUGGUUGGCUCGCUCAUCCCAUUUAUGGUGCAUCUGGCAAUUAUCCCUAUACAAUUAUUGAGGAUAUAUUGAGCAAUAGUGUGAAAGAAGGACUUGCAUGGACUCGCUUACGUCCUUUCAACAAGUAUUGGACGGAAAUCUUAAAAGGUUCUGGGGACUUUUUGGGACUAAAUUACUACACCUCUCGUUUUGUAAAGAUGUCUUAUCCUGCCGAAGGAGAAAUUCCUUCUUGGGAACAUGACUCAGGCCUUAAAUACUUGAUAGAUAAAAACUGGAAACGAGCAAAAUCCAAAUGGCUUUAUUGUGUACCCCAAGGUUUGGAGGAUAUUUUGAAAUGGAUUCGUGAUAAUUACAACAAUGUUGAAGUCUACAUCACAGAAAACGGUUGGUCAGAUGACGGCGCAUUAAACGACACAGACCGCGUUACAUAUCUCAAGUCACAUUUGCAAGCAGUCCUUAAUGCAAUCAACGAUGGGUGUAACGUCACACACUACUCCCAUUGGAGUUUAAUCGAUAAUUUUGAGUGGAAUAUGGGCUUUACUGAAAAGUUCGGUCUCUAUUACUUGAACAUGACAAGCGAAAAUAAAGAGCGUGUUGCCAAAAACUCGGCACAUUAUUACAGGAGUGUCAUUGAAAGUCGAAAAAUACCGUCAAGUGACAAAUUUGUGUGAAAACCUGGUGUCGGUUAAAUAAUAAACUAACAAAUGUAUGCAUAUUUGUCGGUACGUAUGUAUAUAAAUAUGUACAUACAUUUCUGCUGGCAAACAUGCACAACUGAAAUUGGUAUAUUGAGGACGAUGUUGGCUUUGUGAUUCUAUUAUAACAAUCUAUUGUACAUACACACCCACAUAAAUACACUUUUAAAUUCGUGCAACAAAUAAAGUUCAAUUUGCCUUCACAUUUAAA